Messenger RNA from Diversispora eburnea, 2214 nucleotides. The record is from the annotation of a GenBank genome assembly. Lineage: Eukaryota; Fungi; Glomeromycota; Glomeromycetes; Diversisporales; Diversisporaceae.
AUGUUCGGACGUCCCAACGCAUUUGACGAAUCUGUUAGUAUUGCCCGUGAAUGUGUGGCAUCUAUUUUAAAGCGUCUGAGCCAUCGAAAUGCCAAUGUUCAAUUAUAUACUUUAACACUGUCAAAUGCCCUGGUUCGCAGUGGCGGCACUUACGAAAUGGAAAUUCGCAAAGAGAUUUGUUCGAGAGCUUUUAUUACAGUGUUAACCCGGAUGCUAAAUGAUAAAGGGGUUCAUGAAAAAGUCAAAAAUCGAAUACUCGAUUUAAUUCAAGAAUGGAGUAAUUUGUUUCGUUCAGAACCAUCUUUGGAUCUUAUGGAAGAGACUUUCAAUAAUCUACGGAAAAGUUUUCAGUUUCCUUCGCCAGAAAGACCAAAGAAAGGACCAAGUGAACUUGAUGAUAAAAGACGCAAAGAGGAAGAGGAAGAUCUUCAAAAAGCUCUGAAACUUUCAUUGGAAAGUUCAUCUCAAAAGGCGGUUAAUAAUACACCAUUAGCAAAAGUCACCACACCACAAUCAUCUGUACAGCAGAAUAAUGAUAACGUUAAAUCACCUAAUGUUUCACGUGUGAAAGCAUUAUAUGAUUUUAUUCCCACUGAAACAGGUGAACUUGGUUUUUCUCGAGGUGAUGUAAUCACAGUAUUGGAUAGCUUGUAUCAAGAUUGGUGGCGAGGUGAAUUGCGUGGACAAACAGGAAUAUUUCCAGUAAAUUAUGUGGAAAAGUUACCUGAUCCAACUCCAGCGGAUAUUGCAAAAGAGGCUGAAAUGGAAGUUAGUGUUUUCUCUGAAGGUCGCAAUAUCGAUCUUCUCUUAGAAAUGUUGUCUGUUUUGGAUCCACAAAAGGAUAGUGUCACUGAAAACGAAAAUAUUCAGAAUUUAUAUAACGAAACUUUACCUGUUCGACCUAAGUUAAUGAAACUUAUUGAAAAAUAUAGUCAGAAAAAAGAUGAUCUACUCGCACUUCAUAAAAAAUUCAUUCAAGCAACUACUACAUACGAUAAGCUUAUGUCAGAAUCGCUUCGAAAAUAUGAUCCGGCUUAUAUUCCAAAUACUUCGUCAACGAAUCCACAAUUCAAUACGUCGUCCCUAAAUACAAGUUAUACAAAUCUUAACGUGCAAUCCUACGCGCAAUCGAAUUCAUCCAUGUUGCCAGGUUACGGUGAUCCUACACCCACAUAUUAUCCAGCGCAACAAUAUUCGACAUAUCCAUCGUCUCAGAUCGAUAAUAAGGGUCAACAAUUUCAAGAAAAUGAUCAACAGCAACUACCGCCGCAUUUGUAUAAUCAAUCUCUAUACGUGCCCCAAAAUUUACCGGAUGGGUUUUUAGAAGUACCCGUGAAUCAACAAAUGCCACAAUAUCAAACUCAACUAUCUCAAGAAAUUCCGGUUCAAGGAAAUUUUCAAUCACAACAAAGUUCUCAACCAAUCCCUCAAUACACAAAUCAAAUUAUGAAUGAUCCAUCACGUACACAACAACCUAUAUAUCCCAAUCAACAACCACUGCCACAAUCAAACACAUUCAUAGGCCAAUCUCAAUUCACUCCACAACCAUCCCAGGAUUCUAUGGGUCAACCUAGCAUUUAUACGACGCAACAACAAACACAAUUCAAUCAACAAGAUCCAUCUCAAAACGUUCCUUAUAAUCAACAACAGCCAGUCCAAUAUGCCACACAAAAUCCACAGAAUCUACAGAAUCCACAGAAUCCACAAAAUCCACAAAAUAUACAUGAUCCACAAAAUCCACAAAAUCUACAAAAUCCACAAAAUCUACAAAAUCCACAAAAUCUACAAGAUCCACAAAAUCCACAUGAUCCUUCUGGACAAAAUCAAUUUUAUUCUCUGCAACCACUAUUUAAUUCUCAAACUCCUCAACAAACACCCUACAUGAAUGUAAAUAAUCAAGAACAAGCGACUAUUCAACAGACUACUCAACAACCGACUACUACGUUUGCUCCAUAUUCUGAUAUUUCUUCAGGUGCACCUCCAGGUCAACAACCUAUAAAUUAUGGUAAUUACCCUUCUGUAUCGCAACCUAAUAUUAAUGUGCAACAUCAAAAUGCACAAACAUCGCAGUCGUCAUCCUCGUCAUCUCUACCUCAAUCACAAACACAAUUUAUUUCACCGCAACAAUCAUAUGUUUCAUGCUAUCCACCACAGCAAGUGAAUCAACAACAAAAUACACCCGUUGCUGAAGUUGAGACAUUUUUAGAACUUUAA